Cyprinus carpio (common carp) is the source of this 882-nucleotide messenger RNA. It is a transcript of the gene npc2.1, whose product is annotated as NPC intracellular cholesterol transporter 2, tandem duplicate 1. Gene Ontology annotation, biological process: intracellular cholesterol transport; cholesterol efflux. Gene Ontology annotation, molecular function: cholesterol binding. The record is from RefSeq and is a predicted model, not a curated record. NCBI's taxonomy places the organism in Eukaryota, Metazoa, Chordata, Actinopteri, Cypriniformes, Cyprinidae.
UUCUGGUUUACUAAUGCUGAGCAGGUGAAGUUUGUGGACUGUGGCUCAGUACAAGGAAAAGUUGCUGAGGUUGACAUCCAGCCCUGCCCAUCACAGCCAUGCCAGCUUCACAAGGGACAGUCCUAUUCAGUCAAUGUAACCUUCACCAGCAAUGUUGAGAGUAAGACCAGUGCAGCUGUGGUGCACGGAAUGGUUGCUGGCAUCCCCGUCCCCUUCCCUAUUCCUCAACCAGAUGGUUGCAAGUCUGGAAUCCAAUGUCCUAUUGAACCGCAAAAAUUAUACAGCUACAUCAACCAGCUGCCCGUUAAGGCCGAGUAUCCAGCAAUAAAACUGGUUGUGGAAUGGGAAUUAAGAGACGACUCCAGCAAAGAUUUAUUUUGCAUUAAGUUCCCUGUUCAGAUUGUGAACUGAGAAGGCCAACACUGAAGCCAAAAAUGCUUACAAAGGGAUACAAUUAAGAACCGAGGCUUCUGGAUGCCUAUUGAUCUCUUAGAUCUAAUAUUAGUAGAUGCAGAUUUUAUGAUUUAUUCUAAUACUUUUUUUCUAGCCUUGACAGAUUUGUCAUUUUAAUGUGUGGUCUUUAACUGUGCACACAGUGCCACUCAGAAAUUGCCUAAUCCUAGUUUGUUUCUAAUGUUAAAUUAAUGAUUCACCAGAACGAGACGCUGACAAACAACAGUGGUCAGUGCUGGUGAUUAAAUCAGUGUGGCUAGACUGUUCUGAUGUGUCUAAUCAAAGGUUUUUUUAAACAACUGGUUGUGAACUUUUUACAGACAUUUUUAAAUCGCCAUAUUUAAUAAAGACUGCAUCUUAAUAUGCGAUUAUUUUCUUAAAACAUUGGCAAAUGUGUUUGAAUUAAAUAAACUACUUUUUUAUGGUAAA